GCUUAAAAGGCAGGGAAUCGCUGUCCGCAAUAUUUUUCCUCGACAGAUCCUGCCGCAGUCUGCUCCCUCCCGCACCACCCUCCUCCGCCCUCCCGGCAGUAGUCGCCGCCGCCGCCGCCGCCGCCGCGUCUCCUGUGUCCUCUGCCUGUGUUUCCUGGUCCUGCACCGCCGCUCCCGCUUGUUCUCUUCGACCCCGGCCUUGAGGUAACGCGUCCAGGGCCAAGCCGCCGGGCCCUCCGCCCCGAGCGCCUGCCCUCAGUGCUCGCCGCGGUGGGUGUGGCUCGGCCUGCCCUGUGCCCUACUACCGCACUUCGGUUUCCUCUUGCUCGCCGCCGCUACAUUUCGGCCUCCUCCCCGGGCCCCUAGCUCCCCGCCCCCACUGCCGGAGACCGAGCCCCUGAGCUAGUCAAGAUGUCCGAGGCGGCAGGAAAUCUCAAUAGCCUCCGCAUGGCGAAUGUGGCCCUGCGAGAAGAAUUAAAUGCCCUUCGCGGGGAGAAUGCCAAUUUGGGCCUUCAGCUGGGAAGAGCCCUGGCCGAGGUUAAUUCCUUGCGGGGCAAUGUCUCCAGCUACGUCCGCUGGCCAGUGCCCAUAGUACCCCUUAUUGCCGAGGAGAACUUUGAGUUCCCGCUCAAUGAGAUCGACGCCAUUCCCGAGGGAGAGGGGCCCUUCUUGUGGCCUCCCCAACGCACAGAUCCCGAGUUUGUCUCGGAUGAUCUUUUGAUUAACGUGAUCCAGGACUACAGCAACCCCCACGGGGUCAGUGAUCCUCCUCUGCCGCCUAGCCCACCCCCGCCGGAGCAGCCCUCACCCCCAGCGUCAAAGGAGCCACCCCCGCAGCAGCAGCAGCAGCAGCAGCAGCAGCCGCCGCCGCAGCCCCAGCCCCCGCCGCAGCCCCAGCCCCAGCCCCUUCUGCCACCAUUGGAGAGACCUAACAUACGGCUCUUUUCUGGCGAUCCAGUCUACCUGGCUGAAUUCCUGAUGCAGCUAGAGACCUUCAUAGCUGACCAUGAGGAUCAUUUCCCUGGGGGUGCUGAGCGGGUGGCCUUUCUGAUCUCCUUUUUCACUGGUGAAGCGAGGGACUGGGCCAUCUCUGUCACCCAGGAAGGAAGCUCCCUGCAUGCCAACUUCCCGCGCUUCCUGGAUGAAAUCCGUAAGGAAUUCCGUGGCCCCAUACCCCCACGAGUGGCUAAAAAGGCCAUCCGAAAGCUCAAGCAGGGAAACUGUACCCUGGGCAGCUAUGCAGAUGCUUUUCAGUUCCUGGCCCAAUUCUUGUCUUGGGAUGACUGCCGCCUCCAAAAUCAGUUCCUCAAAGGCCUGUCGGAAUAUUUCCGAAAGGAGCUCUUAUGGUCAACUGAAAUGGCCGACCUGGAUGAGCUGAUUCUUGAGUGUGUGGAGAUAGAAAGAAAAGUGCGCAUCCCCAAGCCAAUCAAGCUCCCUGGGGUGCGCAAUGUCGUCCCUCCUUUUGCUCCCACCCCUGAUGAGGAAGAUAUUAUUGAUGAACAGCGCUACCAUGAGGAUGAUGAAGAUGGGAUAUGCAGACACAGCUCUUCCCUGAAGGACCAAGACAUAAGGGCUUUUGGGCAAGAGAUGAGGAAGGAAGAGGAAGAAAUGAAAAAGGAGAAAGAGAAUGAGGAAGAGGACGAGGACAAUGACGACGACGAUGAUGAUGAUGAUGAAGAUGAUGAUGAUGAGGAGGAGGAUGAGGAUGAAAAUGAGGAGGGUGAGGAAGAUGAGGAGGAGAAGGAAGAGGAGGAGGAAGAGGAGAUGAAACAGAAAGAGGAGGAGGAGAUGAAGAAGAAUGAGGAUGACGAUGAGAAUAAGGAUGAGGAAGAAGAUGAAAUUGAGGUGGGGAGCCAGGAACCAGAGCAGGAGCCAGAACAGGAGCAAGAGAGGGUGCCAUUGUUUGAGGAGAUGUUUGGUGAGAUGGGCCAUGAGCACCACCAUCACCACCACAUCCACCACCACCACAAUGGGAUCCAUGUGAUAGAAGAACUGAUGGAGAUGGAGGAGCCUGUUCUUGUUGACACUUCAACCCAGACGAUUAGCACAACCAUUGGCUACCAUGCUGAGAAUUUCCUGGGUGCAUCACCUCCCAUAAUACAGCCCAGCAGACGGAGGAACCAGAAUCGAGUCCCACUUCUGGAGGGCCUUCCAGGUACCAAUUCACCAUUCUACAGCUCCCCACCACUGAUUCGCCGUGCCGGUCGCUUGGGGCAACGCCAAAUUCGAAGACGUCCCCCGGUGCUAUUCCGCCUUACUCCGAGACAGGGGGGCCACCGAGCUGCUCGUGGCCGAAUUCGCGUGUGAGUGAUGGGGCAAACUGGCCACCUGGAACACACCCUUCUACUGCGUCCCCUGCCCCUGCUAUUGCUGCCACACUUGCCCCAUGUACUGACCAGUCCUUAAGGGAGUUCCAGACCUGCCCAACCUGAAGAAGACCUGCAGAGUUCUAGACUAUCUCGCAACCAUGAUCAGAGAGAGUGACAUGUGCUCAGCCAAGGCCACCUGGGAAAGGAUAGGAUAGCAAAAGCUGUCCUCUUGGCAUAUACUCUGCUCAGUCCUGCCACAAGCUAGAGAGCAGGUUUCUGGGCCUGUUCUCGUGAAUGAACUGGUCACCCUUUUGUAUUCCCCUCUAGUUGUGCCCAGCCUCUCCUGCGUUUAUUCACCCUGUGUUCUACAGUUUUAUCCUCCAACUGGCUCACCAGAACUUCACCCAAUGCCUCAUUGAUCUGCCCCAAUGAUUGAAAGGACAAGCUACAUUGAACUCCUAAAGCCACUGAGGCCACUUACUAAAUAUAAUGGACAGCGAGCAGAAUGACACCGGGAAAUGUGCCUAGAAGGCUAUGCUUGUUUUGUGCUACACCUCCAGCAGAAGGGCCUGGAAGAGGACCCUACAUGUAGCCCAGUGAGAGUGUGCAAAGCCACAUGUAAAAUUGACAAUUUGAGAUUUGUUUGUCCUUAACUGACUGUGGCAAGCUGCCUCCACUUCCAGCACUUGAGUUCAUCUUUCUUCAGACUCCUAUAUUAGAGCCCUUGGAACGGCUUGGCCAAAUCUGGGGCCUUCUCCUCUUACUACACUGUCCUCCUGGACAUCCCCAGAAUACAGCUCGACAUGGCAGGCCCCACCCCUUUCCUUGAUGGUGCCUAAAGGGGCAUUUGGGGUGGUAGAAUAGGAGGAGGAAGAGGGAGAAACCCCAUGACUGCUUCAAAUCCUACAGAGUAAAUUUCCUUAGGGAAGAGGGUCUUCUUUCCCAGCCAAGCUUUGGACUCCAGCCCCCAGCCAAAGGUCUCUGCCAGCGACUUUCUGUCCUAGAGGCGCCCUCACUAACCUUCCCUUCCAAGAUAACCAGAGAGAGAGUGAGCAAGCGCCCACGGCCUGCUCCUUAACUCCCUCCAACUCUUAAGGAGGAGAGUCGGAAGGUUGCCUCUACAGAGAUUGUACCCACUGCAGCCUUGCAUCUUGGACACCUGCUUGGCUCUCACAUGGGGGUCAGUCUCUGGGCUGUUGCUGUACUUUGAUUGGACAGUAAGGCUGAUGGGGGUGAUGCCUCUUAGGCACUCCUGGGACUCCUCAGUACAAACCCAGACAGGUGCCCUUAUAGAGAGACCUGCUGUUUGCCUUGAGUCCAGAAAACACUGCUUCUUCAGUGAAAAAUACACAUUUACUAUGUCAGCUCUGGCCAUGAAAUGCCAGCCAAAUCCACUCCUUGCCUGAACUGCCCCUGGACACUGAACUCUCUGCACAGUGCCUGGCAGCUGGGCAAGUGCAGCCAAAGUGUCUGUGGCCAGAGGGAAGAAAACAGUGAAUGAAGUCUCUGUUCCUCACCGGAGUCUGACAGAUAACCUCAGCCCAGCCUUGGGAUUUGGGGCCUAGAGGCCAGAGGAAGGAGCUGGAGGAAGAGGAGUCACAGAGAUCCAGUCCUCAGACUGGUUUCGGCUUAUUUCCUUGGGAGAGAGUUCCAGAAGGGGAACAGCUAUUCAUCGAGGCUGUGGAUCCUGUUUGCUGAUGUCAACACGCUGGCCCUGCUGCCUGUGAACUUGUGGAGAAGUGCAAAGGACAGGUGCCUUGCACCCCCACUUCCAGGGAUCCCUCAGCACAGGCCCUGCCUGUUCCCAUGGUGCUCACCCUGAACCCUUGUAGCCUCAGCCAGGGAGAGAGUGGAUGAGCAGUGAGCUGGUUUCCGGGCCUCUAGGGGCAGAGGGGGCUUGGGCUUCCCUUUGACCCUCUCCCCGCUUUCCCAGAUCUUCAAUAUUUGUUGUGAUGUGACAGCCACAAGAGCUGUAAGAGGAACUAUGAGCUUUGGGUGUUUCCUUGGGUUGAAAGAGGGGUGGGGGGUGGGUGGGAAAUGCAUGCAGGGGUAUGAAGGCAGCCCAAGAAUUCCCAGAGGCUCGGGAGGAAACCCCCUUGAAAUAAAUGUGUUAUUGUUGUGUUAUUGUUGCACUAUUGUGUUGUGAAGAUAAGAAAUUGCUCUGUACGCUAAAGCUUCUCUCCUCAAUAAAAAUAUAAAGGGUGUGUAAA
Molecule: messenger RNA, 4519 nt
Organism: Ictidomys tridecemlineatus (thirteen-lined ground squirrel)
Lineage: Eukaryota; Metazoa; Chordata; Mammalia; Rodentia; Sciuridae
Source: RefSeq, a predicted model, not a curated record